Messenger RNA from Nicotiana tabacum (common tobacco), 1626 nucleotides. RefSeq names its product sufE-like protein 1, chloroplastic/mitochondrial. Lineage: Eukaryota; Viridiplantae; Streptophyta; Magnoliopsida; Solanales; Solanaceae. Gene Ontology annotation, biological process: iron-sulfur cluster assembly. Gene Ontology annotation, cellular component: chloroplast. The record is from RefSeq and is a predicted model, not a curated record.
GAAAAAUUUACCCUUUCUGAGAGGCUGAAAAUGCAGUUAGGUAGCUACAAACAAACAAACAAACAGUUUUCUUGUUUUGUAGGAGUAGUAGUAGGCUGUAACAAGAUUGGCGGUGGUAUGCUAAGUGAGGCACGUUUUCCAUCUCUUGGCUCUCUUUUCUCUCGAAUCCUCCGUUCUUCCCUCCAGCACCACCAACUAAGUUCAAUAUCAAACCCACCAUUUUCUCUUUCCCCUUAUCUGAUGUCGAUUUCCACCAAAAUCCCGCACCCUCUCCUCCACCACCCUAAUUCACCAUCCCUUAAUAAAGCCCUAAAAUCCUUUUCUUCUUCUAUACAUUCAACACCCACUAAAUUAACCUUCUUUAGAUCCAUUACCAUUGAAAAAAUCUCCACAAAAUCAAUUUUUGCUUCUUCUCAACCCUCAUCAUCUCUCCAACCCAUUGAAGAGCUCCCACCGAAACUCCAAGAAAUCGUCAAACUCUUUCAAGCAGUCGAACAACCAAAGGCUAAAUACGAGCAACUCUUAUUUUACGGUAAAAAUUUAAACCCACUUGACGCACAAUACAAGACCAAUGAAAAUAAAGUUCAGGGUUGUGUUUCACAGGUUUGGGUUAGGGCUUAUUUUGAUUCGGAGAAAAAUGUGAUCUUUGAGGCUGAUUCUGAUUCGGUACUCACUAAAGGGCUUGCUGCUUUGUUGGUUCUGGGCCUAUCUGGACGGCCCGUUGAAGAGAUUAUAAAAGUUUCACCUGAUUUUGUUGUCCUUUUAGGGUUGCAACAAAGCUUAACUCCUUCUAGGAAUAAUGGCUUUUUGAAUAUGUUGAAGUUGAUGCAGAAAAAAGCCCUCCAGUUGUAUGUUGAAGCUGAAAGGGCUGCUGAUUUAGGCCCGAGCGGGUCGUCUAAUGACUCUGUGGAGUCUUUGUGGGAUGGUGUUAAUGUUAAUGGAAAUGUUGAGUCUGAAGAGAGUACUGAUGUUAGUGGGAAUAAUGUGAGUGUUAGUGGUGGUGAUGAUGGUGUUUUGAGGAGUAGAGGGAUGAGAAUUAAAGAGAGAUUAGAGAAGGAGCUUAGGCCCGUGGAAUUGGAAGUUGAAGAUAUAUCUUAUCAGCACGCGGGACACGCUGGGGUUAGAGGCAGUGAUGGAGAGACGCAUUUUAAUCUAAGAGUGGUUUCUAAGGAAUUUGAAAGGAAGAGUUUGGUUAAGAGGCAUAGGAUGAUUUAUGAUUUGCUGCAAGAUGAGUUGCAGAACGGAUUACACGCGUUGUCAAUCGUGGCGAAGACGCCGUCUGAAGUUGGUAGUAGUUGAAUUUAACUGCCGGCAUCAAGAGAUCUGGAAUGGUAAAAUCAAUAUUUGGAGCGCCGGAAUUGUGCAAAUUAUUAUCCUGCUAGCAAUCAAAUGUUUAUCCAUUUAUUCUGCAACGACGUGGUAAUUUUUUUCUAAUUUCAGCUCAACUUAGUGAAAUGCAAUUACAAUUAUCUUCUGUUAGUAGUUUUACAAUGUUAAGCCUUUCAUGUUUAUGAUAACUUUAGAACGACAGCAGUUAUCAAAAAACUUAAGAACAACAACAACAUCUAUACCACUGGGGAUGAUAUAUCUAAAGAAGUGUAUCUCUGGGGAACUAUGAUUAAGGUC